This is a messenger RNA of Frankliniella occidentalis (western flower thrips), 3780 nucleotides long. RefSeq lists its product as uncharacterized. NCBI's taxonomy places the organism in Eukaryota, Metazoa, Arthropoda, Insecta, Thysanoptera, Thripidae. Bases 393 to 3356 code for a protein of 987 amino acids. Gene Ontology annotation, molecular function: phosphoric diester hydrolase activity. The transcript is spliced from 17 exons. The record is from RefSeq and is a predicted model, not a curated record. Gene Ontology annotation, biological process: lipid metabolic process.
CCACUAGAAGUCCUCGGCCUCGGUGUGUGGCGUGCUGGCGUGCUUGGAUAAUCUCGGAGAUGUUCGGGGUGCUGCUGGCCCGCGCCUCCCGUGCCCGCACCACCCGCACCGGCUGCCGUGACCGCUGCAGCGAGGCGGAGGCGGCGAGCUUUGGAGCGCCCCCUCCGCUGCCCCCACCCCCUCCCUCCUCUCGCCGGCACAUCAAAGGCGCCGCCAAAGGAAGCGUGCGGCACGGAGAGGGAGGAGAGGCGAGGGGGGCUGCGGAUCAGUCGCGUUCAGGUGGAGGCCCAUCACAGAGCAGAGCAGAGGCCCGCCAGUGCGGCCCCGCGCCCCGGCCCGACAGGACAUGAGCCUCGCCAGGUGACACGAGCGCCGUCUUCCAGCUCUCCGAAAUGGCGGUCCUGCCGCUGCUGCAGCUGCUGCUGCUGGCCCUGGGGACGGUCGUCGCGGCGCCCGAGCUGCGCGAGGAGAACGCCGUGCUGCCGCCGGCCCCCACGGCCCCGCCGCCCGGCCCCGGCCUGCGGGCCGCGCCGCUCGCCGACGUGCAGGCCAUGAUGAUGGAGGCCGUGAGCUGCAGCCCGCAGGACGAGGAGCGCGCCCUGAGGCGCCAGUUCCUGACCAACGCCAGCGUCACCUGCAACGACGGAUCACCGGCCGGGUUCUACGUGCGCAGGUCGGCGGGCAGCCGGCGCUGGGUCGUGCUGCUGGAGGGCGGCUGGUACUGCCACGACACGCGGAGCUGCCACCACCGCUGGCAGCGGCUGCGGCACCUCAUGACCUCCAGGCUGUGGCCCGAGCAGCGCAACGUGGGCGGAAUCCUGUCCCCGGUGCCCGAGGAGAACCCGUACAGCUGGAACGCUAACCACGUGCUGGUGCCCUACUGCUCGAGCGACUCCUGGAGCGGCUCCUCCCCCGCGCCCACCCCCGGGGAGACCUUCAGCUUCAUGGGCGCGCUCAUCGUGCAGGAGGUGGUGCGGGACCUGGCCGCCAACGGCUGGCUGUCCAACGACUCGCACGUCCUGCUCGCCGGCACCAGCGCGGGCGGCACGGGCGUCAUGCUGAACGUGGACGCCGUGCAGGAGCUGGUGCGCGCGCUGGGGCUGCCGCGGGUCUCGGUGCGCGGGCUGGUGGACUCGGGCUGGUUCCUGGACCGGCCGCCCUUCUCGCCCGUGCCGGGGCGCGCGCUGACGGCCGCGGGCGCGCUGCGCCAGGGCAUGGCGCUGUGGCGCGCCCGCGUGCCCGCGCCCUGCGCCGCGCGCCACCGCACCGACCCCUGGAGGUGCUACUUCGGCUACCGGCUCUACCCGACGGUCAAAGCGCCGCUCUUUCUCUUCCAGUGGCUGUUCGACGAGGCGCAGAUGACCGCGGACAACGUGGGCGCCCCGGUGUCCAAGCAGCAGUGGGACUUCAUCCACGAGAUGGGCGACAGCUUCAGGACAACCUUCAGCAACGUGUCGGCCGUGUUCGCCCCGGCCUGCAUCGCGCACACCGUGCUGACCAAGCGCGACUGGGCGGCCGUCCGCGUCGGCCGCGUCUCCCUGCCAUCUGCCCUGCGCUGCUGGGACAACAGACUGUCCGCCGACUCCCCGAUGGAUCACUCCGAGAGGAAGCGGGGCGGCGGCCGCAAGCACAAGAAGGGAGAAGGUGGCAGCCGCGUGACCUGUCCCACCAGACACGUGGAGAUGUGCUCCUGGCCCCAGUGCAACCACUCCUGCCCCAAGCUGCACAACCCCUUCACAGGAGAGGAGAUGAACUUCAUCGCCGUGCUCAAGUCCUUCGGUCUGGACAUGUUAAGUGUAGCCAACGCCUUGGGGAUCGACAUUCACACCCUGAAUAACAUGGACCCAGAGGAGUUGCUGCAGCUGCUCACGGCGAGCUUGCUGCAGCAGGUGAUGGCGGCGAGCCCCCGCGAGCGCCAGGAGGCCCCGCGGCCCGAGCCCCCUGCGGCCUCCGAGGAGAGCGCGGAGGCGGACCCCUGUCGCGCGCUGCUCUACGUGUCCGUGUCCCCGCUCCGGGGCCGCGGCCGCCCCGAGCGCCUCGCCGAAGUCAACUGGGACUUCAGGGACUGCGACGUGCGGCCCGCCCGGGCCGUGCUCUUCGACCACGACGCACUCAACGUGCCGCCCAAGACCGCCGACAAGCUGGCCAUCCGCUGGAGCGAUAGCCUGGCUGGGGCGGCGGGCCGCCUCGUCACCAACUACAGCGUGCCCCGGCAGCUCCCGGGGGGCUGGGACCGCGACAGCGCCGCCAGCGCCACCCCCGAGGAGCCCGAGUACUGCUUCGACUUCAGGGUCGCUCUGCUGGACGAGCAGGGCGCGCUCAUCAGUUCCGAGUGCCUGCGGAUCCGACCCCGAUGGAUGAGGCAGCUGUUCGAGUCUGGGGGCGACAACCUGGCGCUGCCGGAGCUGAUGCUGCCCGGGACGCACAACUCGGGUAGCUUCCCCCGCGAGGGCGACGACAAGGACUCGCACCUGGUGCGCUACCUGCUCACGCAGGACCUGAACACGUACGAGCAGCUCGUGUGGGGGGUCCGCUACCUGGACCUGCGCGUCGGCCACUACCCCCAGGACAUGGGUGACCAGCAGAACGAGUCGCACCCCGACCACGGCGAGAGGUUCUGGGUGAACCACGACCUGGUGCGCGUGCAGCCGCUGCGGAGGGUGCUGCACGACGUGCGGAUCUUCCUGGACGCCGCGGUGGGCGAGGUCGUCAUCCUGGACUUUCACCGCUUCCCCGUCGGCUUCGGCGCGGAGGACAUGGAGGACACGGAGGCGCACGGCGAGCUGCUGGCGCUCAUCCGGGAGGUGCUGGGGGAGCGCCUCAUCCCCAACGAGCGAGCGAGCGCGCUGGCCAGCAUCAAGGACCUGCACAAGCGGGGCAGCGUGCUCGUGGCCUACGGGGACCGGGGCUGGCAGCAGCGAGAGCGCGCGGUGCUGUGGGCCGCGGUGCCGCAGCUGUGGGGCAACCAGCAGAGCCUGGAGGGCCUCGUCGAGUACCUGGACCGGCAGGUGCGCGCCAUGUACCGGGUGGAGCUGCACGCGCUCAUGGCCGAGCUCACCCCCACCGUGUUCGACAUUCUGCUCAACCUCGAGCGGUCCUCGCUGCGCCUCAUGGCGGACCAGGUCAACUGGAACAUCACGGCGCACGCCAGGGCGGGCUACUGGUUCAAGUUCGCCAACAUCGUCGCCGUGGACUUCGUGGAGGGCAGCGACCUGGUGGGCGCCGCCGUGGAGGCCAACCGCUGGCGCAGCGAGCACAAGCGGCGCCACAACGAGGCCAGCAGGUUCUCCGUCAGAUAUUGUGACGGUUCGUGUGAACAAACUCAGUCGGAGUUUAUCAAGCGACCCCGAAGAUGAGUUCUGCGGCUGUUUUCUAAGAGAUAAAAUUAACUAUUUUGAUAUAAAAGUGCAGUGCCAUAUCUUUCUCACUCAAGUAGUCCUUUCUCUCGGUUUCGCAUAUGACUUAAAUACCAUUUGUAAUAUAGCACACAAAUAUCAUAAUAAGAACGCAAAGCUACUCUAAUCCGUGUGAAGGUUUUCUGAUGUUAACACUGCAAAACAAUUUUGAUUUUUUUAACAACUUAGUGUUUUAAAUAAUAAAAAAAACGUGUUUGUGUCUCAUGCUUCUUUUUAUGUGAACGAGUAAUACAUAGUGAUUUCUUAAACAUUCAUAAGAGCCUGUCCGCCUGUCCUGAAUGGAAACGCUUCGCAGGUGGGAAAAGUAACGGGACUAGACGCGCUGCUGUGAUAAGAUUGUAAUUAAACAUUAAUUUCAAACAAG